CUGAGUAGGUUCCGCAGUAGAGAGACACCAGAGGACUGAGGGGACGGGAGGAGUCUAGUCUGUGGAAGACAACAAAGAAUCUUCAGUAGGUUCUAGAGAGGAGGUCACCCAUGAACAACAACCAUGGAGGGGAACAUGAUUACAACAGCGGGGACCGGAACCGGAGCUGACUCUGUAACCAUGGUAACAGGUCCCACUGGCACCCCGGACCUCCAGGUUCUGACCCACAGAGUGAAGCUUCUAGAGCACAGCCUGAGAGACAACGUCAGCUCCUUCACUGAGUCUGAGAGCGCUCUGCACAACAGGAUUAGAGAGUUGGAGGUGUCAGAACAGAGCCUGCUACAGAAGGUGGAGGACCUUACUGCCAACUCAGUCCUCCACUGCUCCAGCAUGCUGCAGCGCCAGAGGCUGGAUGAGCGGCUCCACACGCUGAAGGAGGAGGUACGCUCCAUGUCCCAGGAGAAGGAGCGUGGGGACCGUGUGUGGAGGGAGAGGCUGCGGCGCUGUCAGGCCCAGCUCAGGGCUAAAGAAGAGGAGAUGGGCCGCCAGUCUCAGUACUUUGAGCUCUUCAAGAGCCAGCUGCACCACAAGCUAGGCCUGGCCAGAGACAGAGAGCAGGGCCUGCAGACCAGACUCCACCAGCUGGAGCGACCGGUGCUGGAGAUGAACGUAUCUGCUGCCACCUACAUAGCCCCUGUCAACACAGCUAGCACCAACUCCGUUACUGCAGACAAUGUCAAUCCCAUCAUGGUACCAACCUCAGGCCAACAGAGAACAGAGACAGAGAGACUGCCCCACCCAAGGUCGGAAGGAGAAGGAGAGGAGGAGGACGGUGAGGAGAAGACACAGCGGAGACACUACGGACAACAGCUCCAGCAGAAGCAGGGAGCGGAUGAUAGAGAAAGAGAGGGGGAGGAAGGGGAAGAGGGUGAGAGUCUGGGGGGUGAGGCUAGACUGAGAAGCUUCAUCCUCAGCCUCCAAGAGGACCUCAGGGUUCUGCUGGAAAGGGAGGAGCAGAAGCUGGCGGAGCAGAGGGGGCUGAUGGAACAGCUGCAGGAAGUGCAGGAGAACAACCACUUCUUGUCCUGUACUUUGGAGGAGAUGAGGACGGUGGUCCACAGACUGAAGCUGACAGAGAGCUCCCUGAUGGAGGAGGUGGAGGAGCUGCAAGAGGAGAACCAGAGACUGUGUCAGAGGCUCAGCCACACCCUGAGACAAACCAACCAUAGCCUGGGUUCUACUGACCCCAGCCUGGCUACCUCCCUGCCAAACACCCCUGGCCUGGGUCAACCAGGUCCCUGCUCUGUGGACAACACUGACCCGGUGAAGCUGAUCCCAGGCCAGUCUUCACUAGACACACCUCCCUCUGCUCAACACCAUGGAGCAACAGAGAGGUCACAGGAAAACUCCACGCUGCCUCUGCCCCUGCCCCAGCCGGAUCUCCUAAACCUCUCAGGCCACCGUAGUCAGAACCCCGGCCUCAUAUCCCUGGGUACUAAGAGCGUUGAGGGUCUGGGGGAGUUGACCCUGAGGGACUGGUGUCCUGGUCCUGGGGGCUUUCCCUCUCUCAACCUGGAGGAGGGGACAAGCGAGGAGACUGAGGCCCUGAGAGAGGCUUACAGGAGCAUGGGGGGCGACAUGGACUCACUCCGGGACCACAGGGACCAGCUGGAGAGCACUCUACGACACACACAGGACCAGCUGUACAGGGUGACCGAGGAGAACGCCCGACUGAAAUGUAAACUCAGGGAGCAGGGAGAAACAGGGGCCUGCGAGGUGGAGCAGUGGUCCUCGCUCGUAGGCGAGAGCAUGACAAAUGUCCAGGAAAACAAGGUGCCAACUCCAAACCUAAUACCCCAGGGUAGCAGAGAGCUCACUGCAACUCCAUAUCAGAAUGAUACUAUCCUAGCCUUAGCCCAGGAUGACCUGUCCCUGUAUGCCUUAGCCCAAGAUGACCUAGCCCUAGCCUUGAACCAGGAGAACCGGGCCCUGGGCAGGCGUAUCCAGGAGCUCCUAGCCCACAUAGAGAGCCAGGAGGGGGAGAGUGAGAGGGAGCUAGUCCAGCUCAGGCUGCAGGUGUCCCUGCUAGAGAGGGAGAGCACCAGGCUGGAGCAGGAGAACCUGGAGCAGGGAGGUCUCAUCACUGAGCUGACCAGGAAGACUGAGGAUGACCUCAACACUAUCAUAGAGCUGCAGGAAAGACGGGUGGAGAGCGGUCAGCUAGGCCUACAGCAGUGUGACAGUGGUUUGACCACUGAGUCAGAGUGCGGUCAACAGGGUGAGCAUGCGGUCGGCUCAGUGCCCGCUCAACAGGGUCAACCCACAGUAGGUGUUGUGACCAGUCUACAAGGUGAUCAGACGCCAGGGUCAGUGAAUAGUGGUGUACUACAGGUUGACCACACAGUCGAGUCAGUGUGUGGUCAGCAGGAGGACCGUUUGACCACGGAGUCAACGUGCAGGCUUGGAGAGAAGAGGGAUGAGCUGAUUGGCUAUCUCAGUGAUCUCAAUGAGGAAAGAGAACAGGUAGCCCUCUCACUUAGCAGUCAGACAGAGGAGAAACACCAGCUAACACGCUCCAUGUGGGUUCUGAAAGAAGAACGCGACCAGAUCCAUAAGUCACUCUGCGGUUUAAAAGAAGUGAAAGAACAGCUGACAAGGACCCUCUGUGGUCUGAAAGAUGAGAGAGACAAGGUGAUGCGGUCAAUGUGUGGUUUAAAAGAGGAGAGAGACCAGCUAGUUCAGUCAAUGUCUGGACUCCAGGAGGAGAGAGACCAGCUAGUUCAGUCAAUGUCUGGACUCCAGGAGGAGAGAGACCAGCUAGUUCAGUCAAUGUCUGGACUCCAGGAGGAGAGAGACCAGCUAGUUCAGUCAAUGUCUGGACUCCAGGAGGAGAGAGACCAGCUAGUUCAGUCAAUGUCUGAACUCCAGGAGGAGAGAGACCAGCUAGUUCAGUCAAUGUCUGGACUCCAGGAGGAGAGAGACCAGCUAGUUCAGUCAAUGUCUGGACUCCAGGAGGAGAGAGACCAGCUAGUUCAGUCAAUGUCUGGACUCCAGGAGGAGAGAGACCAGCUAGUUCAGUCAAUGUCUGGACUCCAGGAGGAGAGAGACCAGCUAGUUCUGUCAAUGUCUGGACUCCAGGAGGAGAGAGACCAGCUAGUUCAGUCAAUGUCUGGACUCCAGGAGGAGAGAGACCAGCUAGUUCUCUCAAUGUCUGGACUCCAGGAGGAGAGAGACCAGCUAGUUCAGUCAAUGUCUGGACUCCAGGAGGAGAGAGGCCAGCUAGUUCAGUCAAUGUCUGGACUCCAGGAGGAGAGAGACCAGCUAGUUCAGUCAAUGUCUGGACUCCAGGAGGAGAGAGGCCAGCUAGUUCAGUCAAUGUCUGGACUCCAGGAGGAGAGAGACAAGCUCUCGCAGUCUCUCUUCAGCCAAAACGAUGAGAGAGAUCAGUUGAUGCAGUCAAUGUGUGGUUUAAAGGGACAGAGAGACCGGCUAACACAGACACUCAGCUGUCUAGAGCAGGAAAGAGACAAGCUGUCAUCUCUCAGCCUUCAAACACGAGAGAGGUACCAGGUGGACCAGUUUGUCUCUGAUCUAAAAGAAGAGAAAGAGCAGCUAGUUCAGUCAAUGGAUGUUCUGAGAGAACAGAGAGAACAGCUCACAGAGGAGAGAGACCAGUUGCAGAUGGACGUCGCUACUCUACGGAAUCAGCUGCUGUUACAGGGGCGGAGCCACAACCAGCAGCCCUCAGAGAACCACGUUGGCAAGGCAACACGCACAGAGGUUGUGGCUACAGAGAGAGGGGGUCAGAUGCCAAAAACGCAUGAUGAUGGUGAUGUCACUCAUAGAUGUCUGGCCACGGUCUACUCCUACAAGACCAUCCGUUUGGAGCAGUCUGCACAGAACCACUUGGGAGAGAAAGAGGGAACAGAUGUGGAGCAGAGUGAACUGAUGAAGGAGAUCGAGUCGCUGGGGUUAGAACUCAGAAGCUCACGAGAGGUACUGAAGAAGACCCAAUCAGAGGCUCAAAGGUGGUACCGUGAGCUGGGUGUGUCUGAGGUCAGACGAGAGGAGGCUGAAAAGAGGGCGGGAAAGGCAGCCAAUGAGGUGAAGGGGAUGAGAGAGGAAACCAAGGAGGUGGAGGAGACGAAGAGGGAAAACCACACACUGAGAGCAGAGUUGGGAGAGGUGAAGAGCAGACUAGUGGGUCUGGAGAGAGAGAAGACCGAUGCUCACUCACUAAGGAUCAAGAUUGAAGAGAAGUUCAGCUUGCUUCAGGCUGAACUCAAAGCCAAGAGUGUUGCUCUGAAGGAGCUGAGUUCAGAGUACACAUCUCUGAAGACAGAGCAGGGCAGCAGAGAUGACUGGCGCAACACACUCACCUUACUGAGGGUGCGCUAUGAUGACAUCAGAGCUAAGUACAAUGUUCUCCUGAGAAAGAGUCAGAUGGAUCUGGACAUAGCUCCUCUAAAGGCCAAGCUUUCAUGUCUGGUGGUGAAGUGCCAGCAGAGGAACAGUCUACUGGUACAGUUGAUGCGAGCCCUGCGUCGGUAUGGCUGCCUGGACUACAAUCUGACCCAGGAGGCUGAGGACCUGCUUAAUGACACAGCACUGCAGGACUACGCCAGCACCUUCACACCCCCAUCCACUGCAGCUCUGCAGGAGAACACCCACCUUCUCCCACCUGCAGCCUCAGAACGAUCGGAGCGCUCACAGACCUCUAUUGCAGCCUCCACAGCACAGGAGCUGAGUAAAGCUGUGUCUGAAGGCAGUAGGAGGGAACCCUUCAGAGUGUGUGUGGCCACAGCAGACUACUGCCCCUCUCCGAACAUGCCUCACACUCUACUGCCAAUGCUUCCCCUUUCUGUGGGUGAAUCAGUCCAAGUCACUGGACUCCCAGACAGACGUGGGAUGUACCAUGCCGAGGUGAAAGGGGAGUCUGGCCUGGUCCCUGCCCGUUUCUUAGAGGAGAAUGGGAGACCACUCAUCCUGACUUCCCCCUCGCCAGAGAGAUGUGCCAGUCUGACUAGGAAGCUGACCAGUCCAGGGAAGAUCAUCAACCUUCACCAGCAGUUGCAGAACACUCUUUCCAACAGCUACCAGGUUUUCCCUUCCAAUACCAGCCCCCAGGUUUACUCCAUUCCCCCUCCAGGACAGGGGUACUCCCCAAGAUACCCCAACCACAACCCUGCUGCCCCCAACCGACCCAAGCAUACCCUUGUAGCAACUACCCCUAUUAUUACUACUACUAGUCUCCUAUCUCCCACUGCCCCCACUAAAAUUACCAGUGAUGGUGCUACCUCUCCUAAGCAGACCCCAAACAGAGCACAUCCAACUACCAACCCUCCUGUCCACACCACCACCACCACUACUGCCCUUAGCAGUGGUAAAGAACCCCUCUCUAAAACUGGCUCUACUGCUGCUACCUCCAAUGUUACAACCCCUGUUAAUACCCCUCCUACCGCUAUGGCUCAGACUGUUAAUAAAGCACAAACUAUAUGCCCCUAUCUGCCCCUCCAAUCUGCCCCUCCAACUAUUACCGCUGGAACUACAGCCCCCACCAAAAUGGCCCCCUUCACUACUGCUCUUCGCCUUGCUGAGUUGUCACGACUACCUGAUGAGAACCAUUUUAUCAAGAAGCCCCUCUCCAACCUCCAACCUGAACAAGCUAAACCAACCAAACCCAGAGCUAUACCAGAACCUCCAGCUGAGGUGGGCUCUGUUGAGGUCAUCAGGACGGUGGGACAGAGCAGCCUCAUGAUUGGUUGGGAGAGACCGCCACUGGAUGAGCUGGGCUGCAGCAACGGAACCUUUGUGUAUGGAUACAUGAUCUAUGUAGAAGGGGAGUUCCACAAGUCUGUCAUGAGCUCUGCAUGCACGAAGUGUAUUCUGGAGAACCUGGAUCUGUCCGGUCCGGUCCACAUCAGUGUUCAGACCCUGGGCUCCAAUGGUCUCUAUGCGGAGAAGGUCCACCUCAUCUACAGGGGAAAACACACCCAGUUUAGGACAGACCACACCCGUCUCAACACAGCUUCUGCUGCUCCCUGCACAGACCCUGCCUACGUAGACUGCAGGACUCCGCCCACACACCGACACAGUGGCUCCACCCACCCAUUUGUGGCAAUCUACAAGUACAACCCUCUGAAGGACAGUCCUAACCUCCACCCCAGCAGAGAGCUGGCCCUGAGAGAGGGAGACACCGUCAUGCUCCUAGGCAACCCACGGAACGACGGCUUCUGUCAGGCCGAGGUGAAUGGCAGACGAGGUCUGGCUCCUGUGGCGUUACUAGAGGAAGUUUCUGUUCCAGACAGACAUGUAAGCCCCGCCCCUCCCCAAUCUUCUCCUGAGAGAGGAGCAGAUGAUAGGCCACUGCGCUUGCCAAUCAGUGAGAGAACAAGAUGGGCCGCUGUGACUGUCAAUCAGUGAGAGAACAAGAUGACGGGCCACUGUGGCUGCCAAUCAAAAAAUGCUUACCUACAGAGAGAUUAUAGUGGCCAGAGUUAAUGACAUCGUCAAACACUGCCUGCCUGUGACACAAACGUUCAUAAGCGCUCGCUGUCCAAAGUAAUUUGAAAUGGAAGUCUACAGUUGAGCACCAUCCUAAAUGUGGGAAGUUGUGUGGCCCAGUUCUACAUUGUGCUCCGAUAGACAGUUCCUUAUAGCCUACAUAAUACUCACUGAGAUUGUGUCGAAUCACCUCUAACUGUCACCUCUAUCAAAAUUCUCUCUAAUCACCUCUAUCAAAAUCCCCACUGUUCUGUGUGUAAUCUCUCGUGGACAGACGCACGUAACAUAGCUGGUAUUGUAGUGUCUGUCAACAGACUGUAGGAUGCGAUGACUAUCAAGGAACUUGAUCAGUGAUUUUUAAUCACUGAUCAUUUUGGACAAAUCACGAUUUCGCAUCUUUCAAAUUUCGGAAGGGGAGGGGACAUUUGGCCCAUAGACUUGCCUGUAAAGGGGGGUGGAGCUACUGCCCUGCUUCCGCUGCUUGCUCUUGUCUCUUUUCAAACACAUCUUCCCCCAGAAAAUAAUUGAGUAUCUAACGCAAUUACGCAGAUUGUAAUUCUGGGUUUCCAACAUUAUUCUGUAUGUGACAAUUGUCAAAAAGGUCAAAGGUUGGCCUAAUUGAUCUGACAACCUGUCUGACAACCUGUCUGAUAUCAAGUGCGUUCAUGGUAAUAAAGCUAGGCCAUUUUACUGGAUCUUUUAUCAAGCCAAAUAGGAUAAAAGGAGGUUCAUACCAAAGACUUGGAUAUUUCAGUUCUUUGUCGUUAUACAUUGAACAAAAAUAUGAAUGCAAAAUGUAAAGUGUUGGUCCCAUGUUUCAUGAGUUGAAAUGAAAGAUCCCGGAAAUGUUCCGUUCACAUAAAAAAAACAUAUUUCUCUCUAAUUUGGUGCAUAAAUUUGUUUUACAUCCCUGUUAGUGAGCAUUUCUCUUUUGGCAAGAUAAUCCAUCCACCUGACAGGUGUGGCAUAUCAAGAAGAUGAUUAAACAGCAUGGUCAUUACACAGGUGCACCUUGUGCUAGGGACAAUAAAGGCCACACUAAAAUGUGCAGUUUUGUCACACAACGCAAUGCCACAGAUGUCUCAUGUUUUGAGGGAGCAUGCAAUUGGCCUGCUGACUGCAGGAAUUGAUGUGCACGACAGUGUGUUCCAGUUCUCGCCAAUAUUCAGCAACUUUGCACAGCCAUUGAAGAGGAGUGGGACAACAUUUCACAGGCCACAAUCAACAGCCUGAUCAACUCUAUGCAAAGGAAAUGUGUCACGCUGCAUGAGGCAAAUAAUGGUCACACUGGUUUUCUGAUCCACUCCCCUACUUUUUUUUAAGGUGUCUGUGACCAACAGAUGCAUAUCUGUAUUCCCAGUCAUGUGAAAUCCCUAGAUUAGGGCCUAAUGAAGUUAUUUCAAUUGACUGAUUUACUUAUAUGAACUGUAACUCUGUAAAAUCAUAGAAAUUGUUGCAUGUUGCAUUUAUAUCUUUGUUUAGUGUAUUUACAAAAGCCAAUCAUGGUUGAUCAUGGUUGUUCAUCGAAACAUGAAUUUGAUUGAAGUCUGAGAUGUUCUACUGUAGAAUCGAAUCACUCAAUGAAGUCAUGUCAUUCAGAUGGAUAGAAAUGUGUCACGGAUAUAUAUUUUUUGAUAUGAUUAAAGAACCGGAGGUAUGCCAUUGGGCUGUGGGUAUCAGUCUCCUUUCAUUUCCCCAGUCUCUGUCUACAGUCUAACUGAAGUUAAUGACCUUUUACUUUUCUGUUCUGAUCUGAAAUAGAGAAAAUACAUUCUGUGUGAGACACAUGACUACUGCGUACUUGUCCUUCCUCUGAUUGUGGGAAUGGCCAUGGAGCCACAAAUGUAUUUUUGUAUCACUCUGUGCAUAUGAUGUCAUUUGAUUUCCUAAUGAUUUCUUUAGACUGUAUUAAGAGAAUAAAUGUUUAGAUGACAUCAGA
Molecule: messenger RNA, 8443 nt
Organism: Salvelinus fontinalis (brook trout)
Lineage: Eukaryota; Metazoa; Chordata; Actinopteri; Salmoniformes; Salmonidae
Product: golgin subfamily B member 1-like
Exons: 19
Coding region: 124-6423 (2099 amino acids)
Molecular function (GO): protein binding
Source: RefSeq, a predicted model, not a curated record